This is a messenger RNA of Biomphalaria glabrata, 837 nucleotides long. Its product is annotated as slit homolog 1 protein-like. NCBI's taxonomy places the organism in Eukaryota, Metazoa, Mollusca, Gastropoda, Planorbidae. Gene Ontology annotation, cellular component: plasma membrane. The record is from RefSeq and is a predicted model, not a curated record. Gene Ontology annotation, molecular function: protein binding. Gene Ontology annotation, biological process: cell surface receptor signaling pathway. The transcript has a single exon. Bases 1 to 837 code for a protein of 278 amino acids.
AUGAUACUCACUGAUCUACUGGCUCUAGUAUCUCGGACUUUUGCCUGGUUGCUGAUAGCGACACUCGUGUCGACCGCAAGCUUCUCAACGAGGUGCACUUACGAUGCUGCCUACAUACUCGCCAAUUGCAGCAACAGAAAUAUAGUGAGCAUUCCCUGGUGGCUCCAUAAAAAGAUCAUAACUUUAGAUCUGAGUGGAAACUAUUUUCCAGUGCUCAAGUCCAGAAGCUUUAUCGGUUUUAACUACAUUAAUCAACUGUACCUAAAACACAACUCCAUACAAUAUCUAGAAGAUGAAGCGCUCCAGGAUUUGGUCUACCUCAGAGUUCUUGACCUAUCCAUCAACCUUCUCAGUCAUCUCCCAACAUCCGCUCUAAAAUAUGUGUCCCUUUCCCUUACUCAGCUUGACUUAUCUGGAAACAGAAUCCAAGUUAUCUACAAAGGAGCGUUUAAAGAUCUAAAAAAUCUAAAGAUAUUGGAGCUUAAUGGUAACAGUAUUUCUCGAAUAGACACGGGAGGUCUGUCUGGACUAUCAUCUCUUAAUGUACUGAAGUUGCGUCAGAAUGCCUUGUGCACUUUGCCAUGUGAUGUUUUCUCAGAGUUCAGCUCAACCGUUGAGACAGCUGUACGACAGUGGAUGUGCCAUUGUAACUUGCGAUGGCUUAGGACAUGGCUCAAUAACACCAACCAAGAGGUAUGGAACGCUGACGGCUACUUCAUCCGCUGCAAUGGGCCAUCCAUAGUGAAAGACAAGCCUUUAAACUCUCUCCUAUUGGACGAACUGGAGUGCGAGGUCAGAAUGAAGUUGGGCAGCUCAACAGAAUUACUUUGUAAGUAG